CGUUGUGAACAAAGAUGGCGGCCAUGCAGCAAGGGGAGGGAGACCAGCUUUUCGAUGUCCGCAACAGCUUUUACAUCGGUAGUUAUCAGCAGUGCAUUAAUGAGGCGCAGAAAGUCAAGCUGUCCACUCCAGAGAAAGAAGUUGAGCGAGAUGUUUUCCUUUAUAGAGCUUACAUUGCACAGAGAAAAUAUGGUGUGGUGUUAGAUGAUAUAAAAUCUGGAGCUGCUCCUGAAUUACAAGCUGUAAGAAUGUUUGCUAAAUACCUGUCCAGUGAGGAUCAAAGAGAUGCUACCAUAGCAGAAAUGGAGAAGAAGAUGGCAAAAAGUGUUGAUGUUAACAACACUACUUUCUUGCUGAUGGCAGCCUCGAUCUAUUUGCAUGAGCAAAAUACCGAUUCAGCGCUACGUACACUACACCAAGGAGAGAGUCUGGAGUGCAUGGCCAUGUCAAUACAGAUCUUUCUGAAGCUUGACCGGUUGGAUCUGGCUCGAAAGGAGCUGAAGAAGAUGCAUGAACAAGAUGAGGAUGCUACCCUGACACAGCUAUCAACAGCCUGGGUGAAUCUGGCCACGGGUGGAGACAAACUGCAGGAUGCCUAUUACAUCUUCCAGGAAAUGGCAGAUAAAUACACAUCAACCUUGCUGCUUUUAAAUGGGCAAGCUGCCUGUCAGAUGGCACAAGGCAAAUGGGACGAUGCAGAAGGAGUUCUACAGGAGGCACUAGACAAGGACAGCAGUCAUCCAGAAACUCUCAUUAAUCUUGUCGUACUUUCACAGCACCUUGGCAAGGCUCCUGAGGUUAGUAACCGCUAUCUAUCCCAGUUAAAGGAUGGACACCGGAGUCAUCCGUUUGUAAAAGAAUUUCUGGCUAAGGAAAAUGAGUUUGACCGAUUGGUGCUGCAGUACGCUCCCAGUGCAUGAGAAAAAUGGAAUGUGUUUCUGAAGGUGGAGAAAUCAUAUUUGUCUGCUACAUCCUCGGAAGGUGUUCUUGUUAAAUUCCUCAACUGUAGAAAAGUAUUUUUAAAUAUUAUGCCUCAGUAACUUAAACAUUGUAUAAAUGACCAGAUGGCAUCCAUUGACAUUCAUCUGUUAAAUGUUAAAAAAUUGUUUGUAUUCUGAUUAAGGAUAUAUUUGAAACCUUAACUCUUCACAUUCCAAUAAAAAUGUCGGUGAUACUAAUUUUAAGGUUACACAUUUAUGAAGUUCAUUAUGUUCCUAGCUGUCAUUAUGCACAGGAUUUGAGCCACAUUGCCAUGCCUGCUUUUCUUAGUCAGUCUCAGUUGAUUGAAGGGUUACAGCCCCUGCAGUAAUUGUCUGUUAGGUAAUUGGCUUGACUUGUAGUUAAAGAUUUCACACCCCCUCUUUAACCUUGACGUACAGAUCUGAUCUUUAGUCUUUACUAAGUUGCAUGAUCUCUGCAGGAAUCAUUCAGUUGGACUUGGUCAUCUUGAAUUCAGAAGGAGAAAGUGUCAUAGUUGAUUUGAUUGGUAAAUAUUGCCUGAAUUGUUGCGUUGACAAUCGCAUUGAACUCAGUUGCCUCCCCAGGAUCUAAGAGCUGCCAAUAUUGCUGUUGAAUGAGUGUAGUCAGUUUAAUAAAAGCUAAGUACUAUUGAUGCUGGAGAUCUGAAAUAAAAACCUUGUGCCAGAGAAAGUUAGCGGGUCUGGCAGCAUCUGUGGAGACAGGAGCAGUGAAUGUUUUGAAUUCAUUAUGACUCUCCAUAAUGACUAUGGCAUAUCUCAGUUGAAACAUUAAUUGUUAUUCUUUCCACACAUGCUGCUAGACCUACUGGGUUUCUCCAGCACUUUGUUUUUAUUUAUGGUUAGUCUGUUUUUCUGAUAUCCCAUAAGUAUAGUAUUAAAAAUCCAAUUGCACCUGUUAAUUAGCCUUUUGUUAAUUAUCCUUUAACUUGAACUAACAGCUCCUACAACACAACCACAAUAUAGUAAACAAAAAUACCAAUUGCUGGAAAAGCUCAGCAGGUCUGGCAGCAUCUGCUGAGAAAUCGGAGGUAACAUUUCGGGUCAAAUGACCUUUCAUCAGAAUAGCUCUGAGGAAGGGUCACUUGACUUCAAAUGUUAACUCUGAAUUCUGUCCACAGCUGCUGCCAGACCUGCUGAGCUUUUCUAGCUAUUUCUGAUUUCUAGCAUCUGCAGUUCUUUUCAAUUUUUAUUCAGUAAAGUCUGUGCCCAUGGGUGUUACAAUCUUGAAAAGCCUUGUGAACAGCACAUGUAUAAUGAGAGUCAAUUGAAGGUGAAGUCACUAUAGAUGUACUAGACUGCUGCUCCCUCAUUAGAGAGGGGUGACUGCUAGUUUAACCUGAAGGUCACCAAAUUAGAGAGGGUAGAGAUUGAGAUGAGGAGUCAUGGUAGCCUCAGCUGGUGUGGGAAUUGAAUCUGUGCUAUUGGCAUCACUCUGCAUCGCAAGCUAGUUAUCAGACUCUGUCUUGUUGCUUCAAUGUAUGUAAAUACUUUGCUUGAGUAAAAAAUGCUUUUGGUUUUAGCAACUGUA
Hemiscyllium ocellatum (epaulette shark) is the source of this 2508-nucleotide messenger RNA. RefSeq names its product COPI coat complex subunit epsilon (gene cope). Gene Ontology annotation, biological process: intra-Golgi vesicle-mediated transport; retrograde vesicle-mediated transport, Golgi to endoplasmic reticulum; endoplasmic reticulum to Golgi vesicle-mediated transport. The transcript is spliced from 10 exons. Bases 15 to 920 code for a protein of 301 amino acids. The record is from RefSeq and is a predicted model, not a curated record. Lineage: Eukaryota; Metazoa; Chordata; Chondrichthyes; Orectolobiformes; Hemiscylliidae. Gene Ontology annotation, molecular function: structural molecule activity; protein binding. Gene Ontology annotation, cellular component: COPI vesicle coat.